CUCCGUUCCUCUUUCUCUCCCUCUCCAUACGCUACGAGCAUAAAGAUAAUGGGUCCGGCCAGGCGAGGAGGGAGGUGAAGCAGGCGAAGUCACGACCUUCAUCAGCCUCACCACUUGCUGGCGAGGACCAUGGUACUCUCCGCAGAUCUAGCGCUGCGGCCUUGCUGAACUCUCUCUCUCUCUCUCUCUCUCUCUCUCUUCGUACGAGGGGCAACAGCAACAACGAUGGGCCAAGACAAUGGCGAGGGUCGUUGGACUGUCACCGGUGGAUGGACGGCCCUGCCACCGGCCAAGGGGAAGAAGGGAGUGUGGAUCAAAUUGCCCGUUGAAUGUUCGCAUCUUGCUGACAUUAUAGUGAAGGAAGGAUUUAGGUAUUAUCAUGCCGAACCAGCUUACCUGAUGCUUGUCCGCUGGCUUCCUGAGGAGACCUUGGAUACUUUACCUGCAAAUACUUCACAUAGGGUGGGUGUUGGUGCUUUCGUCUUGAAUGAUAAAAGAGUGAAGUUUUAUACCAUCUUUUGUUCGGUGCUUGUAGUCCAAGAGCAUAGUGGAAGGUUCCAAGGUACAGGUGUAUGGACUCCCACUGGAGUUGUGAAAGAGGGUGAGGAUAUAUGUGAUGCAGUUGUCAGGGAAGUAAAGGAAGAGACCGGAACACUAAAUUUGUCGAAGUCGUCUGUUUCAGACAAAGCCACGAAUCAUUCUUCACAAAGUCGGAUUUGUUCUUCCUUUGCGUACUUAAGCCAGAAUCGUCUGCUAUCAAUGAAGAUGAAGAGAUUGAGGCAGCCCAGUGGAUGCCAAUUGAGGAGUACACAAAACAACCUUUUGUUGUUGGAAACAAGCAAUUCAAUUUCAUGGCGAAGAUAUACUUGGAGAGGACUGAUCGUGGCCACCCUGGUUUCGCUGCUUUGGCCACAACUACUGGGAGAGGCAAAAGGAUUUACAUCUACUGCAAUAACCCUGAAAUUGUGGAGAACUUUGCAAGUUCUAUGUAAUUACUGCCUGGUUGUGAUACGAAAUUGCUUCCUUAGCCCCAGACGUACUGCACCAUCGCUGUGUAUGCUGUUAAGCGAUGUUCAGUCUUCGUCGUUUUUCUCAUCAAUUUCUUGUGUAAGCUGCAUAUCCUUCAUCUCAUUCAUGUCGGCCAGUUCACCAUCGGAUGCAAGCCGAAAGGAGACCGACGGUAGCACUGGUCGGGUUCAUGUCUUCAGUGGAAAACCAGACAGGUUUGAAGGGCUAACGGUGGAAAUCAAGGAGACCAUGGACGCUGAGACAUUCACUAGCCGCCUCAGAACUUCAAUUGAUGAAUGGAGAAUUGCAGGGAAGAAGGGCAUCUGGAUCAAUUUGCCCAUUGAACAUGUCAACCUUGUUGAACCUGCAGUGAAGGAAGGAUUCAAGUACCACCAUGCUGAAGAAAAUUACUUGAUGCUGAAGCAUUGGCUUGCUCUAGAAAGUACCAUCCCUAUUUAUGCCUCCCACAGGAUUGGCGUGGGUGCUUUUGUCAUGAAUGAUGAUGGAAAGGUGCUUGUAGUCCAAGAGAAGGUGGAAAGCGUGUAUGGAAGCUCCCACUGGAGUUGUUAACGAGGUAUGUUUAAGAAAUCAAGUACUACAUCAGAAGGCGAGGAUAUAUGGUGUGGAGCUGUGAGAGAAGUAAAGGAAGAGACAGGGUAAGUAGACACUGAAUUUGUUGAGGUCCUCUGUUUCAGGGAAAGCCACCAAUCAUUCUUCACAAAAUCAGAUUUGCUCUUCCUGUGCGUGCUUCGGCCUAAAUCAACUUUAAUCGAGAAACAGGAAGUAGAGAUCGAAGCGGCUGAGUGGAUCCCGAUCGAGGAGUAUGUACAGCAGUAUCCUCCCGAGAAAAAGGACCAGUUCUAUGAGAUGGCACAGAUAUGCUGGGAGAAGGCAAAGGGCCAGGGCUGUCCCGGUUUCACACACUUUAAGAGCAAAACGGGUGCGGAAAGCCUUGUUACAUAUACUCGAACAAGCCUGGAAAGCUGUAGUAGCACUAGCAGCAUCUGAAGCUUACUUCGGUUUCUGCUUAUGCCACGAAAUUAAUACAUCAAUCUAAACUAUAUGCGUCUCCUUUCUCUUCGCUUG
Messenger RNA from Eucalyptus grandis, 2094 nucleotides. RefSeq lists its product as uncharacterized. Gene Ontology annotation, molecular function: NADH pyrophosphatase activity; NAD binding; ADP-ribose diphosphatase activity. NCBI's taxonomy places the organism in Eukaryota, Viridiplantae, Streptophyta, Magnoliopsida, Myrtales, Myrtaceae. The record is from RefSeq and is a predicted model, not a curated record.